Molecule: messenger RNA, 2130 nt
Organism: Andrographis paniculata
Lineage: Eukaryota; Viridiplantae; Streptophyta; Magnoliopsida; Lamiales; Acanthaceae
Product: phosphoacetylglucosamine mutase
Exons: 10
Coding region: 62-1759 (565 amino acids)
Biological process (GO): carbohydrate metabolic process; UDP-N-acetylglucosamine biosynthetic process
Molecular function (GO): phosphoacetylglucosamine mutase activity
Source: RefSeq, a predicted model, not a curated record
UUGAGAUUCACUUCAACAGUCAUCAGUCUCAGAGGAGGAAAGCUCAAAACAUCAGCGAGCUAUGGAAGAAGAAUCGAUCACCGCAAUGAACCAGCAGCAACGAUCACAUCUCCUCCACGCUUCAUCGCGCUUCUCCCCUCCUCUAGGCUUGAAAUUCUCCUACGGCACCGCCGGGUUCAGAGCCGAUGCCUCGCUGCUGGAGUCCACAGUCUUCCGCAUGGGAAUAUUGGCUGCACUUAGGUCCGUUCAGACCGGUUCCACGAUCGGCCUCAUGAUCACCGCAUCCCACAAUAAGGAAUCCGAUAAUGGGGUCAAAGUCGCGGAUCCUUCCGGUGGCAUGCUCUCCCAGAGCUGGGAGCCCUUUGCAGACGCCCUUUCAAAUGCUCCCGACGCGCAGUCCCUUGUCCAGUUGAUAGAAUUUUUCGUGAGGAAGGAAAGCAUUUCACUCGAUGGAGUUUGUAAGGCGGAGGUUCUGUUGGGAAGAGACACUAGGUCUAGUGGAGUUUCUCUUUUGGAAGCGGCCAAAGAAGGAAUAGCUUCGAUCAUGGGAGCCAAGGCCACAGAUAUGGGAGUAGUGACCACUCCUCAACUGCACUGGAUGGUUCGUGCCAAAAAUAAAGGAAUUGAAGCAUCGGAAUACAAUUAUUAUGAGCAACUUUUGACAUCUUUUAGGUGCUUGUUGGAUUAUAUUCCUGAAGGAAAUAAAAGCAAGAAUGCAGGGGGCAAAGUGGCGGUUGAUGGAGCUGAUGGUGUGGGUGGACAAAAGCUUGAAAAAUUGACAAGCAAGUUGAAUAAUUUAACAAUUAAUGUUCGUAACUGUGGUGAUGGUGUACUCAAUGAAGGUGUGGGUGCUGAUUAUGUUCAGAAAGAGAAGGUGGUUCCACGAGGUUUUGGUCCUGCUGAUGCAGGCAUAAGGUGUGUCAGUUUGGAUGGAGAUGCUGAUCGGCUUGUAUACUUCUGUGUUUCGUCAAAUAGUAACAACAUCGAGCUUGUUGAUGGUGACAAGAUAUUGUCCUUGUUUGCUCUAUAUCUGAAGGAGCAAUUAGGUUUACUUGUGGGACCUCAAAAUGAGAAAUCAAAUAGCAGUUAUCAACCCCAUCUUGGUGUAGUACAGACAGCUUAUGCUAAUGGUGCAUCCACUGAUUACCUGAAAAAGUUGGGUCUAGAAGUUGUGUUGACUCCAACAGGUGUCAAAUACCUCCAUGAAAAAGCUGCUGAGUAUGAUAUUGGCAUCUAUUUUGAGGCAAAUGGACAUGGAACAAUUUUGUUUUCAGAUAGUUUCCUUUCCUGGUUGGAGACUAGGAAUAAAGAUCUUUCAUCAACAUCAAAAGGUUCAGAUCAACACAAGGCCACUGUGAGACUAUUAGCUACCAGUAAAUUGAUUAACCAGGCUGUUGGUGAUGCAUUAAGCGGGUUCCUUCUAGUGGAGGCUAUCUUGCAACAUAUGGGAUGGACAUUCCAAAAAUGGAUUGAACUGUAUCAUGACUUACCUAGCAAACAACUUAAGGUAAAGGUUGCCGACAGAACUGCCAUCAGUACUGCAAAUGCAGAGACUGUAGUGGUAAACCCUGUGGGUCUACAAGAAGCCAUUGAUUCUGAAAUAGCUAAAUAUUCCCAUGGGAGGUGUUUUGUACGGCCUUCAGGAACAGAGGAUGUCGUAAGAGUAUAUGCUGAAGCAUCGACGCAAGAAGCUGCAGACAAUCUAGCUCAUUCCGUGGUCAAGCUUGUUGAUCAGUAUCUCGGCGCUUCCAACAGCUGAUGCAUCGAUCCGUGCCUUAGGAUACAGAUUUCCUGCUGUUUUGAGGAGUGCUUGCCUUCAAUGCUGCCAUUGAAUUCAGGCAAUAUAUUUUUCUAACAUCGAAAAAUGAAGAAACCACAGGUUUGACUAGUUGUGAUAAGGUGGGAAUUAAUAAUUUGAGAGAGUGAAUGUGUCGGCAGGCAGACAAAUUGUAACGAUCAUAUGUAUUGAUUGAAUGUUUAGUGUCAAAAAUUGAUGUUGUAGGUGGAAUGUUAAUUUUUGUUACUGUUGGAUCAAUCAUUCAAACCAAGUCAGAUCUUUGUAUGUAUCCUUCUCAACUACUCGCUCCGUCCUAUAUAAUUUGUUCCUAUUUUAUAUUUUCGUUCGUCCAA